Ochlerotatus camptorhynchus is the source of this 2514-nucleotide messenger RNA. RefSeq names its product solute carrier family 25 member 16-like. The transcript is spliced from 6 exons. Lineage: Eukaryota; Metazoa; Arthropoda; Insecta; Diptera; Culicidae. Gene Ontology annotation, biological process: mitochondrial coenzyme A transmembrane transport. Gene Ontology annotation, cellular component: mitochondrial inner membrane. The coding region runs from base 938 to 1969 and encodes 343 amino acids. Gene Ontology annotation, molecular function: coenzyme A transmembrane transporter activity. The record is from RefSeq and is a predicted model, not a curated record.
UCCGGUCCGGUGUGGGUACUUUUCGCUGCGGCCUUCGGUUCCUCCGGUUCCCCCGGUUUCUCCAGCAGCAACGUGGGUCUCCUUGUCCGACCGAAGUGCAGAAAAGGAAGGAGAAAAACAUACGGUAACUUUACUACCACCACCACCACCCAGUCAGCCAUUCGAGUUCGCUCGUUCGUUCGUUCGAUUCGACGGCGAUCAUCAUUUACAGUUCGAUCUUCGCCGCGAUCGGUUGCACCCGGUUUAGUUUUUUUGCGUCGAAGAAAAAAAACGGGGGAUUCCACCACCGUUGUCGUCGUCGUCAUCAUUAUCAGCGUCGCCGUGUCCGAUUAGGGGAAAACUUUCACCUCCAAAAAAUAUUGCUGGUUCCAUCUGCAUGCUGUAAUCAGCUGAGACGACAAUCUCCCGAAAGAUAGUCGUGGGAAUUUGGUUCGGUUCUUUGAGUAAGUUGGUUGACCGUCAUCAGUGAAUCGACCUUUGUUCGUGGGUCUUUAAUCGACUUCAUUGACCUCGAUUGUGUGGAUGUUUGUCGAUCCGUCGUCGACGUCAUCAGAAUCAGUUUGAGUUUGUUUUCAUCGGAAGUCUCGCAUCGCCAAGAAGAGAAUGAUAAGAGAAAGUCCGUGCCGAUUCCGAAAGAUGAUUGAAAAGUGAAGUCGUUGCGAAAUUGGCUGCAGUGGUAAAAUAAUAAUUGGAAGCAAGUGCUGAAAGCAGGUUGGAAAUUAAAUAACGAAAAACGCAAGAGAAGAAAGAGAAGCAUUUAAAAAAAAAACGUGUGAGGUGUGUGUGUGACCCACUUUCAACGGGUAUCCGGUUUUUGAUUUUCGUGUGCGCUUUUGGAAUUUUGUCCGGUUUAUUUACGUUGUCCGUUUGCUGCAUUUCUUAGUAGUACGGUGGUGGAGUGUGAUCCAAAGUACAGCAAGAUUGUCGCCGAUUGAAGAUGGAAUCUCUGAAGAACAGUGAACCGAAUACGGCCGCCGAGGUGGCGGCGAGCAGUGCUGCAUCUGCGGCAUCCCAUGUCAAGGACGAGGCCAGGAAGAAUUUGGAUUUUAUCAUGAAGAAUCUGUUGGCUGGAGGUGUCGCCGGGAUGUGCUCAAAGACGACGGUGGCUCCGCUGGACCGGAUCAAGAUUCUGCUGCAGGCGCACUCGAUCCACUACAAACACCUGGGAGUGUUCAGCGGGUUGAAGCAAAUCGUCAAGAAGGAGUCGUUCAUUGCACUGUACAAAGGGAACGGAGCCCAGAUGGUGCGGAUAUUUCCGUACGCGGCGACCCAGUUUACGGCGUUCGAGGUUUAUAAAAAGUAUUUAUGCAAGCUGCUAGGCAACAAUUGGACAAUAAAACAUUCGGACAAAUUCAUCGCCGGUGCCGGAGCCGGCGUCACGGCCGUCACGCUGACCUACCCUCUGGACACGAUCCGUGCCCGACUGGCGUUCCAGGUUACCGGAGAGCACCGGUACAACGGAAUCGUGCACACGGCCAUUUCCAUUUUCAAGACUGAAGGCGGCUUCCGGGCACUGUACCGAGGCUUCGUACCCACCCUCAUGGGUAUGGUGCCGUACGCGGGUUUUUCCUUCUACUGCUUCGAGAUGCUCAAAUUUUUUUGCAUGAAGUACGUUCCCGGACUGACGUGCGACAAGCUGGAGAGAAACACUGGUGGCCUUGUGCUCGCGGUGCCGGCCAAACUGCUGUGUGGUGGCUUUGCCGGUGCAGUGGCGCAAUCCUUUUCCUACCCUCUGGACGUGACCCGACGACGGAUGCAGCUGGCCAUGAUGAACCCGGAGACGGCCAAGUUUGGCAUGGGAAUGUUCCGCACCCUGGCCAUCAUCUACAAGGAGAACGGCGUCAUGCGGGGCCUGUACCGGGGCAUGUCGAUCAAUUACCUACGUGCGAUCCCGAUGGUGGCGGUAUCCUUCAGUACGUACGAGCUGAUGAAACAGACGCUCAACCUGGACACGGGCAUGAAAGUUUGAACCCCAAGCGGACAAUAAAGCUCAGCAGCAAUAAUCUAUACAGUAAACAAAAAAAAUAGUACGUAGGAAGGAUGCCUGUGUUUCCAUUUCUGUGUGGGAGUGAGCGAGCGAGAUGACUACUUCGGGACCUACUUGAAAUGGGAUUGUUUUAGCUGUUAGCUGUUAGAAGGGAUCGUGUGUGAGCGAGGACGAACGUGAAAGCGGAAGCAUUCUAAAGCAAGGACAAGGGUAGGACAUUGGAGAACAUUUUCAUUGGAAGAAGAGUUGGUUUGGCAUUUCGAACCUGGAAUUUCACUUUCUGUCUCGAGGGUUGUGUUCCGUUUUUCUCGUUGCUGUUGACUAUCUGCCAGUGUAUUUAUUUGUAACUGUUGUGUAGUGUUCUGUUCCAAUUCUUUUCCUGUCAGUAGACUAGACUAAGUUUGUGAACAACCGAGACUCUACUUUCAGUUUCGUUAGGUUUUAGAAGCAAAAAAAAAGGGGUGGUGUAGGAACAAUUUGGCUAGGGCAAGUGAGAAAGUACUUAAAAUUGGUUUUAGUAAGCAAAA